Fukomys damarensis (Damara mole-rat) is the source of this 744-nucleotide messenger RNA. Its product is annotated as olfactory receptor 150. The transcript has a single exon. Gene Ontology annotation, cellular component: membrane. The annotation marks the transcript as partial. Gene Ontology annotation, molecular function: odorant binding; olfactory receptor activity; G protein-coupled receptor activity. The record is from RefSeq and is a predicted model, not a curated record. Gene Ontology annotation, biological process: sensory perception of smell; G protein-coupled receptor signaling pathway. NCBI's taxonomy places the organism in Eukaryota, Metazoa, Chordata, Mammalia, Rodentia, Bathyergidae.
AGUCUGUCCUUCAUUGACCUCUGUAAUUCCACUAUUGUUACCCCCAAAAUGCUGGUCAAUUUCGUGAUGGAAAAGAAUGUUAUCUCCUUCCCUCAAUGCAUGACUCAACUCUACUUCUUCUUAGUUUUUGGUAUCUCAGAAUGUCACAUGUUGGCUACCAUGGCUUAUGACCGCUAUGUUGCCAUCUGUAGCCCCUUGCUUUACAAUGUUACCAUGUCUCCUCAAGUAUGUUGCUGGUUGUUUGCCGAGGUGUACAGCAUGGGCUUGGUUGGUGCCACGGCUCACACAGUCUGUUUGCUGAGAUUGCUUUUCUGCAAGGCUGAUGUAAUAAACCAUUACUUCUGUGACCUUUUGCCAUUACUGGAGCUCUCCUGCUCUAGCACUUUUGUCAGUGAGGUAGUAGCUCUCUGUUUAAGUGCAUUUAAUAUUCUUCUCCCAGCCUUGACCAUUCUUAGCUCGUAUAUCUUCAUCAUAGCCAGCAUUCUCCGCAUUCGCUCCACUGAGGGCAGGUUUAAAGCCUUCAGCACUUGUAGCUCCCACAUCUUAGCUGUUGCUGUAUUCUUUGGUUCUCUGUCAUUCAUGUACCUGCAGCCCUCAUCAGUCAGCUCCAUGAACCGAGGGAAAGUGUCCUCAGUGUUUUAUACUACUGUUGUUCCAAUGCUGAAUCCCCUAAUCUAUAGUCUAAAGAAUAGGGAUGUAAAAAUUGCCUUAAAAAAGUUCUUUGAAAAAAGAAAGUUCUUGUGA